This is a messenger RNA of Fomitiporia mediterranea MF3/22, 2315 nucleotides long. RefSeq names its product Mpp10 protein. The coding region runs from base 33 to 2315 and encodes 760 amino acids. The record is from RefSeq and is a predicted model, not a curated record. Gene Ontology annotation, biological process: rRNA processing. The transcript is spliced from 5 exons. Lineage: Eukaryota; Fungi; Basidiomycota; Agaricomycetes; Hymenochaetales; Hymenochaetaceae. Gene Ontology annotation, cellular component: Mpp10 complex; sno(s)RNA-containing ribonucleoprotein complex; nucleus.
AAGUCUAAGCUCAAAAUUUUCGACACAACGCCAUGGCUAGCGAGGGAAAUGUUGACGAGCAACUACCCACUGAGCUGGGUAGGUUGGCGUCUCUAAUAGACGACAAGCCCGAGGCCUUUGGAUCCGGUGACAAGGAAAUACAGGAUGCUGCCUUAGUCGCAGCAAAAUAUAUUUUCGACUUGACCCUCAAGUCUGAAUCUCGAGCUCAGCCUCACCUAAGGGACUUGCUACAGUCACUUAAACCGAUGCAGGCACCUCAGACCCGCGCUCAGGCUCGGGCCAUAAAACAGGGGAAAGCAAAAGAGCCUUCGUUGAGUGAAGCAAUUCUCAAUGAAACACCUCUUUCUGCUCUUUUUGUUGACGGUAUGGACGAAGAGCAGGUCUGGGCCCAGUUGGAGCUAAAGGCGAAGAAUGUGUGCGAAACAUUAGAGGACGCUUUUGAUGCUGGAGACAUGGAUGCUCGAGGCAUGCAAGCAUCAAGCGACGAAGAUGAAGAUGACGACGAUGACGACGAUGACGACGAUGACGACGAUGACGACGAUGACGACGAUGACGACGAUGACGACGAUGACGACGAUGAGCUUGACUCGGACGAUAUGGAGCAGCUUGAGAAAAUGGGGAUUACUUUCGCAAGUGGUCAGGAAAUGGAAGACAGCGAAGAGAGUAAUAGUGACGAAGAGGAAGAGGACGAAAGCAGCUCAGCUGAGGAGGAAGAGCUCGAGGAAACGGUAGAGGAGCUCAGAGACCCUUCUUCUGAGGAAGAAUUAGACGAGGAGGACAGCUCACUAGAUCUCGAUGAGGCACCAAAUGCUGCACGACCGAAACGCAAGAGAAACGGAAGCCGACACGCGGAACUUGAUGAUGGCUUCUUUAGCCUGGCUGAUUUCAACGCCGAGAUAGAAGAGGCAGAGGCUAAAAGUGUCUCUCGCGGUUCUCUCAGCAAGGACCUCAACGAUGAUGACUCUGAAAAUGAUGAUAAUGUGGAUCUCUUCGCACCAGUGGGUGACGAUACACAACUGGAAGAUGCGUUCAACGCGAGCGAAGAGGCUUUCUACAAAGACUUUUUUGAUCGUCCUUCGAUGUCAUCCCGUCCGUUAAAGCGAAAGGCUCCUGGUUCAUCUCCUGCAUCAGGACAAAGCUCCAAAGUGCACUUCAAGGAGCAGGUAGAGGUUAAGAGGAUAAAAGCCAAGGGCAAGGGUCGACCUCUAUCCAGUGUUGACCUCUUGACUGAAGAGGAUCUGGGUGACCAUGAUGACGUUAGUGACGGUAGUUCGAUCGACGAUUUCGAAGUUGACGGCGACGGUAUUGUCGAAGAUGAAAUGGGUGUACUAGAAUCUGCUUCGGAGAGUGAGACUGGGGACUCAGACCAGGGCAGAGAGGCCGUUGAACGGCUCAAGGAUGACCUUUUCGCGGAUGACGAUGAUGACACCUUCAAGUCAGGAACAUCGACUCACGAAGCGAGAAUGGAUGCGAUCCGUAAACAGAUAGCUGAAUUAGAGGCAGAGAACAUUGCCGAGAAGGAUUGGGUGCUGAAGGGAGAGGUAUCUUCCAGGGCACGACCGCAAAAUGCUCUACUAGAAGAAGACCUCGAGUUUGAGCAUGUCAUGAAGGCCGUCCCUGUGGUCACAGAUGAGGUUGUACAGGAUUUGGAGGAAAGGAUAAAAGUACGGAUCAUCGAAGAUCGUUUUGAUGAUGUAGUCAGAAAACGUCCCCUGGACGAUAAGCCAUUUCUUCCUUCUCGAGUAUUUGAGCUCCAAGAUACAAAGUCGAAGGAGUCCCUCGCUCAAAUCUACGAAAACGAGUACGUUGCUUCUCAAGCUGGUGGAACCACCGAUGACCGAGAUGGGAAGUUGCGAAAGGAACACGAGGAGAUUGAGAAACAAUGGGAGGGGAUCUGCUAUAAACUCGAUGCACUAUGCAAUGCGAACUUCAUACCGAAACAGCCCAAGGCUACUAUUUCUACAGUAUCUAACGUUUCUGCGGUGUCAAUGGAGUCUGCACUCCCAACCUCCAAAUCUGCUGCAACGGUCCUUGCGCCGGAGGAAGUCUUCACUCCAGUCGCAUCGGGUCUUCGCUCCAGAAGUGAACUCACUCCGGCGGAGAAGCAGGCUUUGCGAGCCAAGGAACGGAAAAAGAGGAAGAAGCAGCGGGAGACACUGGAGAAGAGUGUGGAUAAGUUUGCGAAGAUGAAAGGUGCAAAGGGCGUCAAAAGGCAGAAAGAGGAGGCACUGAAGAGCAUCGUAAAGAGUGGAAAGGGCGUGACUGUUAUUGGGAAGAAAAGCCAGACCUUGAAGAAGGGAAAGCAACGAACUUAA